AUUCAUGUCAAGUAAUAACUCUUCAUUCUGAUUCAUUGUCUAUUUUAACUUGAGUCGGUAUUAUAACAGUAGAGUCAUAGCAUAUUAGUCGUGACUUUAAGAAAAACAAUUUUCGCCUUCUGGUCUAGACUUGACAUUUCUAGAUUAGUUCAAUGUGAACAAUCAGCAUUAUUUGCUCGCUCGCUCGCUUGUCCGUCCAUCGGUCUAUCUGUUUUCAGCUGAUUUAAUAUACUCAAUCCAGUUUUAAAUUUUCUACACGGUAAAUAAUGUUUUGGAGGGUCUUUUAUGUCCAGUAUUUUCUCAGAUUUGUCUCACUCUGUAUAUUUGACAAUAUAGAUGAAAGCUUACAAUCAUUACAAUGAGAAGAUAUACCCCUCAAUAGAGUCAAUAUUUAUUGCUAGUGUAUAAGAAUAUAAAAAAGGUAUUUGAAUUUCCUUAAAUUAUAGAUGUACUAUGUUACAUUAUGACUAUAACCAAGAUAAAUAACAGACAAUAUCAGAGAACUUAAUAAAAAAAAACAAACAAAAAACAGUGUUAGUAUCUACUUCUUAAUGCUUUGAUAAACAAUAUAUCAUAACUGUAAAUGUCAAAUCCUGUCCUGCAGUUUCCAUGACAAGUAAACUAAAUCGAUAUGUUGCAGAAAUAAACUUUCACCACGAGAUCGUUUUGAGGUUUCCUUUCUUAUAUAUUCAUGACAACGAUACUGUGCGACGUUUAAUGUGACGAACGUCGCAAUAUUACCAAGUCUUGUUUUAAACUAAAAAAAAAAAGAAAAAGAUAGAGACGUGUAUGCUAUAACCCUGUCGUUGGCAAUCAUGCAACUGCGUGACCUGUUCUUAGCUGUUUGGAAGAAAUGAAAUAGUUCGAUAAAAAAAUAAGCUUUUUCAUAAAAUUGCACUAUAUCAGAAUGUACUUCGAAAAAUGAGUCCAUCAUUAUGCAAAGUAAAAAAGUGCAAUUACUUUGUAAAUAAUAAGUUAAACAAUAUGAUAAAACUCUUUCUAUGCAAUUUUCUUUUAUACACUUAUAGUCAGUAGAAUAUGUUAAAAUGCGUAAAUUUUACAGUAAGAAAAUAAAAUUUAGCUUUUCCUUUAAUCGCAUUUGAAGUAUUCUGAUUUUAUUCUAUACGUUGCUAUCUGUUUUCAAAUAAUGAAGUUUUUACAUUAUUUUAAUGGACGUCCCUUUAAAAUGGCCUUUAUUAACAUGUUUGGACUUUUUUUUAUCGAAACUUCAUAGUUUAGUAUAAAUCCAGUGUUUUCAAAUAAUUUAAAAGCAUUGUGGACGUUAUAAAUUUAACAAACACGUAUUUCCAUAAUUAUUUUGUAAUAGAUCCAAGGUAUGUUGUAUUACUCCCAGACCGCAGCCUUGUAGAGGGCUGAUAAGACUGAUCUUGGAUUAACUACAGGACCGUGGUCAUGAUGAAAUCUGACAAUUUUAGUUUAAAAUAUAUGUCAGUAAGAAAUUCUCACUUGCUCAGAAACAUUUGCGUUACAUAGUCACGUGUUUAUUUGUAACAUAAAAGAAACGCACUUCUUAUGAAACUGUAAUUCGACGAGAAUAUGAAAAAAAAAUCUAUUAGCUUUGAACGCAACAUUUAUGAAACUUAUAUUAACAAUGGUUAAGUGGAGUACGGUAAGAAUUAAAUACUGUCUUUAUAAAUGAUAUUUAUGAGUGAUGGAACUAUUUCUCGGAUAUUUUCUAAUUAUUUUCUACCUACCAAACCAAUUAUGUUGUUUAUUUAAAGAACAUAUUCCUGAUUCUGUGCCAGCAUCAGAGCUGCCACAUAUAAUACAGUGUGACUGACAUAUUGCCCAGCAGGAAAAGUGCUGUCAUUAAUUAACUUAUCACAUUCAUGUUAGCAUACAGGUAUAUCCUAGCUUGUUAACAUUGUCUGUUCUGAUAGUUGUAGGUUCAAAAAUUGUGUGACAAUUUACCUAUACAUUAUACAGCUAGAGUUUAUUGUGAUAUUGUAUUUGACGUUUACAUGUAAUUACUUAAUAUAUUUAUUUUCAUAUACAAUUGUUUAUUCUGGUGCCUGCGUUGCCGAGUGGUUAACGCGGAUGCCUUCAAAUCACUUGCAUCAGACCACAGUGAGUUUAAAACUACGAAGUAGAUUUCUUUCAUGUGCGGGAGCCUUCCAACUGGCUUAUGGAAGGUCAGUGGCCUACCCAAGCGCCCGCUCGAGCCUUGAUAAGAGGGGCAUCUGCGAUGUUGUUUCAUCACCCAAAGUAGGAAUAUUACAUGAAUGAUGUCGGUGUGAUUAAAGUCCCAACGAAACUGAGUGUUAGUUGUGAUUCAAAAUUGAAACGGAUUCAGUACUAAAAAUGACCUUGUUGCCUUCAGAAGCUCAUAAAUUAACAGCAUAGAAAGACGAGGCGAGAUGGCCGCUGUGGAGAUAUUCAACGUCAGCCUUGACGGAAGUUCAUCAAAUGCAAGUGUUCAUGAAAACUUAACUGAGCUUUCAAUUGACGAUGUUUUGCAUCUGACCAUAGCUCCAGUAAUUAUAGUAGGAAAAUAUGUACAUCUCGUGUGGUAUGCAAUAGGUUUCAUUGGAAAUGUAAUUUCUGCGAAAAUUUGGAACGUACCACGCAUGUAUGAAGUGUGCUCAUCCGCACAUUAUUUAGUGACAAUAUCGGUGUGCGAUAUAAUAUGCCAGAUUUUGCACGUGUUCUACUACAUGAAGUUUUACUGGCGAGUUUAUCUUUUUGAUAAACCUGAAUUAUGUGAAUUCUGGAGCAUAAUGUACAUGAUUCCUUUGUAUAUAAGUGAAAUUCUGGUACUCGGCUUCACCGUUGAGAAACUAGUAUCUCUACGCAAUCCAUUUAGAAGCGGCUGGUUUUCUAGAAAUAAACGUGCUCCAAAAGAAAUAGUUUGGAUUGUUGUUUCCGUCACAGCAUUUUCUUUGCCUCAAGCAUAUUUCUGGAAAGUGGACAAUAAAGGGUAUUGUGACGACAAUAGACACGAUGACGUCAUGGAGCACCCCAUCUGGAUCUGGCUCACAGAAUCGUUUAUUUAUCUUGUCAUUCCAACGACUGUAGUUAUUCUAAACUUCAUUAUAAUUCGUACAGCUAAGCAUUCCAUAAUCCGUGUCAGACAUGGAUUGAGUAAACAGGUUCAUGUGAGAAUUGCAGAAAGACUGCGAGAGUCCACUGUAGUUUUGUUACAGCUAUCAUUUUUCCGCGUUUUGACGCUGGUUCCCGCGGCUGUGGUGGAGAAUCUUCAACAACUGGACUACUUUAAGCCCUUAAAAUUACCUCCAGUAUAUACUCUUCAGGAGGUCUGGGCAAGCGAGAGAUGGAACAGAUUUAUAAUUUACUCGGCAUUUUCCUACAGCUUAUGGACCAUCUGUGCCUCUAGACUGGCAUUUAGUGUCAUUAUCUACUGCAAAUCAUCUUCUCAUUUCAGAUACGAAAUUAAAAGAAUUUACCAUCACAUCAUCAGUGAGGCGGGGACAUUUAUUAGAAGAAGGCUGAAUUAUAAUCAGAUAGUUCGAUCUGAUGAGUAAACAAUAGGCUUGCUGGUACAGCGUUCGGCUCUUGUUCGAAGAUUCGAAUCCCGCUAUUGGCGGUUUUCUCGGUCGGUCCCCUUCUUACGGCACAAGCACUGGUCAGGGCUAGAGGGAACAACUGUCAGUUUUACCAAUAUAUCUUUUUAAGACUUUCAAAAACCCAGGCGUAAAGCGAAAAAGUUCAUAUAUUUGGUGUUAAAACAUUUUGCCGUCUGACUCUUCUCCGAUGCGAUCAAUGUCUAUUUCAGACAGUUCUUAAGGAAAAUGCUAACUAAACGGAUUAUUGUUUCAAAAGAAGUAGCUUUUAAUAUAAUUUAACUUUUGACUCUGAACAAACCUUAUUUAUAAAUAUGCUUGAAAAAUAUCUAUACACACAUGUAUUACAUUCGAGUAAUUUGUGUCUCUAAAUUUGUUUUAAUAUGGCUGGCAAUUUCUCCGGCUUCCAUGUGACGUAAACUAUAUGAAGUCCUUGGAAUACUAUUCAGUUAAGGCCCUGCACUGUUGUCCUAAUGAUACGGGUAUGUAAAAUACCUAACCUUACAAACAAGACUAUGUGUUUGUGUGUCUCUCUAUGUUUAUGUAUAGUCGCAGACGGUUACCCAUUAUCCUAGAAUUUGGAGGAAUCUGCAAGACACAGCAGAAAUGUCACUGGCUCAUAUGAGAGUCACGUGUAAAGUAAGACUGUUAUUUGAAUAAAAGUGGGCAACUUGAGCUCUGUGUUAGGGUACGAACUUGUAAGCCUUAAUGACAUAUAAUAGUCUACUAUCUUACCACAACAAUACACAUCAGUUCAAUAGGUUUAUGUAUAGAUCGUUGGCAGUUAUUAGAAUAUGCGUACAACACUUUCUCGCUCUUAUAAAUGCGCAUUCUUCACCUUGACAUCGUGAAAUACCUAGUCCUUACCUAUAUUGCCGAUAAAAUGCUCAGGCUUACACUGUAGUCAGUGACUAUAUAUACUCUACAGACGGUGAAAUGCCAAGACUUACAUUGUACAUAGCUAAAGCUUACUCUAUAAUCUGUGAAAUACCCGAGCUUACCCUGAAGUAGGUAAAAUGUAGAUUUACCUUAUAUAUAGUCAGUGAAAUGCCAAGGCUUACCUUGUAAUUGGUGAAAUGUCCGAGUCUGCAUUAUAUUCAGUGAAAUAACCAGGCCUGCCAAAUCAUAGCCUUCAUUUGCCGGCAAUAUGCCAAGGCUUUUUCUAAAGCAAGAAAACUACGUGUGUAAUUUAAGUUAUUGUGAAGUAAUUCUGGAGGAAUAUUGUAUGAGGUUAUGUUGUGGUGAGCGAACUCGCAACCUCCUAAUUGUGUGGCAUGUAUUUCAUUCCGACAAAGUAACCUUUCUUUAAUUAUAACCAUACCGUUAUAUAAGAAGGUAAAUGACCAUUUUGUAAAAGUAAACAUAGAAAAGACGUGGAAAUUCUAUGGAAACCAAGAUUUUUCAAAAUUCAAACCAAAUUAAAGAAAUAAAGUUACGUCUAAGGAGC
Molecule: messenger RNA, 4989 nt
Organism: Mercenaria mercenaria
Lineage: Eukaryota; Metazoa; Mollusca; Bivalvia; Venerida; Veneridae
Exons: 2
Coding region: 2379-3503 (374 amino acids)
Biological process (GO): G protein-coupled receptor signaling pathway
Cellular component (GO): plasma membrane
Molecular function (GO): G protein-coupled receptor activity
Source: RefSeq, a predicted model, not a curated record